UGUAUUUGCAUUUUCACUUGAUUAAUUAUGCUCAAUAGGUCAGUUAAUUGGUUUUAUCUAUAACCAGUGUUGAAGCCUCGGGGAUCAGCUGUUUGUAAACCAGUGCACACGUUGACUUGUCACAGCAGAGUUCCUCAGUGCCCGCAGUGUCCAGGUAAGACGCACAGGUCGGCUGCCUUAACCUCACCAGCUUGCUUCAGCUUCAGCUAUGGCUUCAUAUUUUGGUUAUAUGCCUCGCAGAAUGCCCUGUGAAGUGAAGCCUCGGUUCUUGGUUCUGUAUGGUUCUCAGAAGGGACAGGCCCAGUCCAUAGCAGAGGGCAUCGCUGAAGAGGCAGGGGAGCACGGGCUGCUCGCGGACCUUAGCUGCCUGGACCAGACAGAGAAGUACAAUUUGGAGAGGGAGAACGCCCCGGUUGUGUUUAUUGUGUCUACUACUGGAGACGGGGAGCCGCCAGACAAUGCUCUCAAAUUUGUAAAGAGAAUCAAGAAGAAGACCCUCCCGUCUGAUCAUUAUAAGCACCUUUGCUAUGCACUUUUAGCUUUAGGAGAUACAAAUUAUGCAAAUUUUUGCAACUGUGGGAAGACAAUUGACUGUCGUCUCCAGGAACUCGGAGCCAAACAAUUUUACGCCACAGGACAUGCAGAUGAUGGUGUGGGGCUGGAGCUAGUUGUGGACCCCUGGCUUGAAGGACUGUGGGAAGCAAUCAAAGCAGCCUUAUCAAACAUGGCCUCUGAUAGGGAAGGUCACCAGACGGAUUUAGCGAGAGAAUCUCCAGAUUCACCCUCAGACGUCAAAAUAAACCUCCUAAGUCUCACUGACAACCAAAAGAGUGACUCAGCUGGAGUAUCUGUAGAUACUGACUUUAAAUCAGCAUUUGCUGCUUCAUCCUCAGCUUCUGUUACACAGACUACCAUUUCUGACGCCAGAACGGCUCCUCCUGCAGAGAGUCCUGCGUUGGUCACCCAAACAGGUGGCACUGCCAGUCUUCCCACAAUAGCAGCGAACACACAGACAGGGAAUGCCGUUUCCCAUGCUGUGCUGGAAGCAUCACUGACAUGCUCUCUGCCACAGCUUUCUGAAUCCUCUCUCAAUGUUCCCGCUCUUCCUCCUCCAUUCCUCGAUGUCUCACUUCAGGAGGAGAGCAUAGAGGAGAUUAAUGCACCAUUGAAUAAAGAGGGUCUCUGUGAAGUGGCCGUAUCCAGGGCAGUUCAGCUGACCAGAGGAGAUUCGGUGAAGACAGCUCUUCUGCUCGAGCUGGACAUCUCCGCCCAUCCGACGAUGACCUAUCUGCCGGGAGAUUCGUUUGAUGUCCUCUGCCCAAAUAGGGACACUGAGGUGGACGAGAUGCUCCACAGAUUGGGCCUCCAGGACCAGAGACACCACUGUGUCCAUGUAUCUCUACGCAAGGACACCAAGAAAAAAGGUGCCCAGGUGCCAGCCUAUAUUUCUCAGAAUGGGACUCUGGAGUACCUGCUCACAUGGUGUCUAGAGAUCAGGAGUGUGCCUAAGAAGGCAUUUCUCAGAGCGCUGGUGGAGUGUACAGGAGACACCAAGCAGAAGAGGAGACUACAGGAGCUGUGCAGUAAACAAGGCGCUGCGGAUUACAACCUCUAUGUGAGAGACCCGAGCCUCAGUGUUUUGGAGCUGCUCACCGCUUUUCCGUCUUGCUCCCCUCCUCUCAGCCUGCUCUUAGAGCAUUUGCCGAAACUGCAGCCCAGGCCUUACUCAGCAGCCAGCUCCAGUCUCAGGCUCCCAGGGAAGCUGCAUUUUGUCUUCAAUGUGGUAGAGUUCCCAGCAUGCUCUGGGCGACCUGCGGGGAGGCAGGGCCUUUGCACUGGUUGGCUAUCUGACCUCAUCAAUCCCAUCCUGGUUUACCCUGGGAAGGCUGAGUCCUCCGGCAGCCAAGCUCUGCCAAAGAUCCAUGUGAGUUUGCGACCCAACUGCACCUUCCGACCUCCCUCAGACCCCUCGGUGCCCUUCAUAAUGGUCGGGCCUGGCACAGGGGUCGCCCCGUUCAUCGGCUUCCUCCAGCAAAGAGAGAAGGAGAGGCAGACGAACCCCGAGGCGGCGUUUGGCGAGACCUGGUUGUUCUUCGGUUGCCGCCACAAAGACAGAGACUACCUGUUUAGAGAGGAGCUGGAGGGCUUUGUGUCCAGCGGUACCCUGAGCCACCUGAAGGUGUGUUUCUCCAGAGACAAACAGGAGGAAGAGACCACCUCCCCAGCAGCACCCAGAUAUGUCCAGCACAACCUGCUGCUUAACAGGCAACACAUCACCGACAUCCUGCUGAAAGAGAGCGGCUGCCUCUACGUCUGUGGGGAUGCAAAGAACAUGGCUAAGGACGUGAACGAUGCCCUGGUGGAGAUGAUCAGAGCCGAGCUUCAGCUGGACCAACUGGAUGCCAUGAAGAAACUGGCAGAGUUAAAAGAGGAGAAGCGCUACUUGCAGGACAUCUGGGGGUGAUGAGGGCCGAGGAGAUAGCUGCACAUUUCAGGAACCUACGAGCUCUUUCACACCUCAAAAACAGCGUGUUCAGCUGUAAUGUCUAGAACCAUAAAAUUGUGGAUGCUGAAGCCCAGAGGUAGUUUACACCACCUAAUACGACCAAACUCAAAUGGCAUGUACCAUACCUAGGGAUGUCGGUUCACUACAUCAUCUUGGUCUGUGCUGUUUGAACAGAAAUGACCUUGGUCGGGCCAAUAGUGCUGCAGAUUGGUCUGCAGCGUGAAAAUGCUUUUAGUGUAGACAGCCCGCCUGCUUUCUGGGGGAAAAGCAUUUACUUCAGUUCACGGUGAUGCAGUGAUUGUGACUAGAAUGAAAGUGGGAUAUCACUCCACCAUAAAUGGCAACAGCAUAACAAUCUAGUUCUUUUAACAACACACAUUUUGUCAUUCAUUGAAAAUGUCUGUUUUUUCUUCCAUCAAUUAUUUAUAUUGUAGUUAAUACUAAACCAGCCUGUUGCCAGCUAUGCACACAUGGGUUUUUGAAGCCACCAUCUUAACAUAGACAAACCCAGUGGCACCAUUUAUUCAAAGAAAAAAGUCCUUGCAUCAUCGUUUUGAUAUAUACAGACCUGUGCUGAUAUAGUACUUUAUGUAUCCUGAUUACUGUUAAUUAGCAAAAUGCAAUAAUUCAUGGGAAAUGGCCAUUUCAAAGGCCUAUUUGAUUAUACCUGGGAUCAUUUUGAAACUACUCUAAAUUUAUUUACUAUUUUAAAUGUAAGCAUUUGAGACGUUUUCAGCCAAAUGAUUUAUGCCUUUGGCUGCUGCUAUUUCCAAAUGCCACUGGUCUCAUUUAGUUUUUUAAUGGUACUCAAAUAAGAGAUAACUCUCUCAAAAUAUGUCGGCAUUAUUCAGGUGACAGUUUACAUUUGUGCAUUGACAGGCUGUUUUCAGGUUCAGUUUUGAGGACGUGAACGUUUCCAAAAGGUCAUUGGACAGUUAGCAGUGGUCUGGCCAGAUCAGGUGGCCUUCAGUGUUAAAGAGAUGCUUUGCAUGUGCUGGGGGUGACGUAUCAUGUAAGUGUUAUGCAAGUUUGUGGGGAAUUUAUUGUUUUGUGCCUUUCAGAAUAACAGAUUGGUGAAUGGUGGCAGAUGUGGUGCUCCUCGGUUUUAACAUCUGCAUGGGAUGUGCAUGGCUGGUCCAUGAAACCAACCAGCAUGUCUGUUGGACAUUUCUGAACACCUGGAACAGAGGGUGGGAUAUCCUCUGUUGUGAUGAAUUAAGUACCAAGAUUUUUUUUCUACCCCUGCUUACAGAGUGCUCCUCCCCUGUUUCACUGCACCGUGUAACUUUGAAGUGCGAGUCCAGGACUAAGGCAACUUAGUUUUCUCUGCUCGUACACAGCCAGGUGUUGCCGAAAUGCUUCCUUGAGACAAGCUUGCCCCAGGUGGUCGCUGAGUCCUCUGGCACAUGGAGUGAUGUAACUGGCAGUAACAACAAUUAAGCACUGAACACAAUCAGUAUCAGUUUCAAAAAGGUGUUAACAUAUCUACAGCGCCUGAAAGUACAAUCGUCAUCAGCACGGAGAACAGAAAUGGUACGCUGUCAGGGCUCUGUGGCUGAAGGCGACUCUCUCCGAAGAUGAUGUGCAGUAUUGACAGGCGGUGUUUUAGGCACAGUUGAUGUCAUCCGUUGAUUUCACAUCUUUAAUGGCGAGCAUCUGCAAAUGAGCGAGGCACCUCUCAUGAUGGGGAGAGAGCACACAUCCUUAUCAGCUGAACUCAGACUGCAGAUCUUCCGCUGGUCAUCAGUGAAGUCUUCCUCAAGGGGAGUAUAAUCUUCAAAGUGAGCAAAGCCACCAUGUUAGUUGUAUUAUCAGUUGGAGAUUUUCAAAUGGUUCAAGGUUUUUCCAUAUACACUUGGAAUAUUUUCUCCGGUGCAGCAACCACUGAAUGCCAAACAUUUGCAUACCAGCAUAGCAGCCAUAGCAUAUAGCAGUCCAGUAGAAAGUGUAAAGUCAUUCCCAGGUUGAACAUAACGUGGUGACUGGACCAGAGAUCAAGGGUGACACAGAUGGGUGAUGCAGAAUCAAAAGGACACAUAUAACACUCUUCUGCAUCUGCUUUCUUUCGUUAGCCAGAGAUGGCCCUUUGAGAUGGCACUGAGCGGCUUGGAUUAAAGUUUUUGCACAACUUGAGUGAGGAACUUUCCAAAAAGACUCAAAGUGGACUGUAAUUUCUGCACUGACAUCGUCCAAGUGCCUGGCAGUGUUCAGUUGCUGGGGAUGUGUACAGGUGUGUCUUCUAACAGCACAAACAUUUUCUGCUAGAGCACAGAUACAGCAGGACUGGGUGUCUGGGGAAAAGAGCAUAGAUAAGUAAAUAGCAUAAAAAUGCCACAUUAUACCAAGAUAUUCGAGUGAGCAUUGCAUCAAGUUGCAUGCAUCACAUGGUUUUCCCCAUAUAUAUGCAAAUACCUCCAUAUUAUGCCUCAUCAUAUUUUGCAUCACAGCUUUAUAACAAGUACUCUUAAUUAUGAAACAUCCAAAUUGAUUUUACUCAAUUUAAUUAUAGUCUAAAAGUUUAUUUAGUACAGAAUAAUGUUAAAUUGAAUCCAUAAAACCAUAAAGGCAUGUUUAGCUGUACUUCAGCUGUGCUUAUAUCUAAUGGAGUUAUAGGCCUUCUAUAAGUGUAUUUAGAAAUAUGGAAAGUAUGGAUAGUAACAUAAUUGUACACGCAACAUUUUACAUACUAAAAGUAUAAUUUUCACCAUAAAAAAUAUGCUAUUUGAAGUGUCUCCCAAGUUCCUUCAGCAUAAAGUCGUGCUGCACAGUCUUGGAUUUUAUGGAUGCCACCAUAUUACAGGCUGAGGCGUGGCUCGGUAGCCAGGGAUGGUUCCUCAAAACACAAAGCAGGUAGAUCCUGUAUGAAGAGCAGAUCACUUGAGAUCACUUGAGACUGAUUGAAAACAGGGGACUUCAAUUACCUCAUUCACCUGUACUGAGAUAUGAGUGGUUGCAAGCAAAAUGCCUCUGCCAAAAUCUUUCUAACGUGGACAUUUGGUUUUCUGUGAGGGUGAGAGUGGUAAAGGCACAGCGUAAAACAUGACUAACAAGGGGAAAGAGACAGAAAAUAAGCUACAUAUACACUCAGUGGCCACUUUAUUAGGUGCCCCUGCACAAUCUAAUACUAUCCAAUGCAGCUGUUCUGCCAUAAAGUUUACUUUUCUGCUGCCUA
Messenger RNA from Myripristis murdjan (pinecone soldierfish), 5678 nucleotides. RefSeq names its product 5-methyltetrahydrofolate-homocysteine methyltransferase reductase (gene mtrr). The coding region runs from base 209 to 2464 and encodes 751 amino acids. Gene Ontology annotation, biological process: homocysteine metabolic process. The record is from RefSeq and is a predicted model, not a curated record. Gene Ontology annotation, molecular function: [methionine synthase] reductase (NADPH) activity; FMN binding; flavin adenine dinucleotide binding. NCBI's taxonomy places the organism in Eukaryota, Metazoa, Chordata, Actinopteri, Holocentriformes, Holocentridae. The transcript is spliced from 16 exons. Gene Ontology annotation, cellular component: cytosol.